Messenger RNA from Prunus armeniaca (apricot), 2163 nucleotides. NCBI's taxonomy places the organism in Eukaryota, Viridiplantae, Streptophyta, Magnoliopsida, Rosales, Rosaceae. The record is from the annotation of a GenBank genome assembly.
AUGGCUCACGCGUCCGGGAGGGGAAGGGUGGUCGGAGACUAUCUGGUGGGUCGGCAAAUUGGGUCGGGUUCGUUCUCGGUGGUUUGGCACGCGAGGCAUAGGGUCCAUGGGACCGAGGUGGCGAUCAAGGAGAUUGCGACUGGCCGGCUCAACAAGAAGUUGCAGGAGAGUCUAAUGUCUGAGAUCUUUAUCUUGAAGAAGAUUAACCACCCUAAUAUUAUUACCUUGCACGAUAUUAUAGAGGUUCCUGGGAAGAUCAAUCUGGUAUUGGAGUAUUGCAGAGGUGGUGAUCUUUCGAUGUAUAUUCAACGCCAUGGAAAAGUGCCAGAAGCUAUUGCAAAGCACUUCAUGCAGCAGCUAGUGGCAGGUCUGCAAAUGCUUCGUGACAAUAAUCUUAUACAUCGGGAUCUAAAGCCACAGAAUCUCUUGCUGUCCACCAAUGACAACAAUUCAGUCUUAAAGAUUGCAGAUUUUGGAUUUGCAAGAUCUCUGCAACCUCGAGGCCUUGCUGAAACCUUGUGUGGUUCGCCACUUUACAUGGCCCCAGAGAUAAUGCAACUUCAAAAGUAUGAUGCAAAGGCAGAUCUCUGGAGUGUUGGUGCGAUUUUAUUUCAACUUGUAACUGGGAAAACCCCAUUCACCGGAAACAAUCAAAUACAGUUGCUCCAGAACAUUGUGAAAUCAACAGAGUUGCAGUUCCCCUCGGAUAGCAGCAAUUUAAGUUCAGAGUGCAAGGAUUUGUGUCAAAAAUUGUUACGCCGCAAUCCAGUGGAACGGUUAACAUUCGAAGAGUUUUUUAAUCACCCAUAUCUUUCUCAGAAGUCAGCAUAUAACUCAUCAAGGAGUAGGAAGACUUCAAGAAUGGCAGAAGGAUUUCCUAUGUCUGAAUGCAAUCCAAUGAGGAACAUGGAGGAAAGUUCUCAAGAGGAUUGCCUGCCUUUCCUUUUAGAUGAUGAUUCCAGUGGUCCUGAAGGAAGCCCAUCCUAUUCAAGGAGGAGGCCCUCGAUGAAGUCUACUUAUGGAUUUUCGCUCGAUACAAAAGUUGAUAGACGGGAAGCAUCACCUACCACUUCAUACAGAUAUGGCAGUGCAACACGUAAAGAUAAUUCUAGUCUUAGGUUGGACAACCAUAGACUGUCAGAUAGAAAUCUAACUGACCCCCUAGGAUCUAUGGACCAAAAACCUAUGAAUGCUCGAUCAAGAGUUGUGGAUUCACUGGACUUGAUUGAUCAAGAUUAUGUUCUUGUGUCUGGACCUCCAGUUGAUGUGUCUUCUUCCUCAGUUAGUGCUUCCAAGCCAAGUCCUUCUCUAUACAAAUCUGAGAGUCUCCCUCAAGAAUCUCUAACCACCUCAUCAAGUGCCCCAAUGCAAAUCAUGGGCGCAGCUAAUAGUAACAUGUGUUGCAUAGGAAGCUUGGAUAGUCAGAGUUCUGCUCCAGGGACAUCACUGGGAUCAACGGAUAUGGGGGAUGCUUUGGAGCAGCCAUCAACACACUGCAUGACAAGGCUCAAUUCAUUGCAGCAGUGUGUGUCCGCUAUUACUGAAUUAGUUCAUGAAAAGGUUGAGGCAGGCAAGCAUCUAGAAGCAUUCUCAGUUCAGCUUGUAAUUCUUGCAAUUUGGAAGCAAGCUCUACAUAUAUGUCAUACGCAGGCUGCCUCUGCUAUGGAAGGAAGUCCAAGCCAAGAGACCACAAGAUUUAGGAGCACCAACAAGAAGCAUAGUAGUUCGGAUGCUGAGGAAUGCCUUGAUGUGGUCAACACUCAAGGGCCCGAGGAUAUUUCCUCUCAAAUUGAGAGGGAAUUUCUCCGUGAGGUUGAGCAUGCAGAAGAACUUGCAAAGGCUAUUGAUCCUGGACAUACAGAGAUGCCAGAUGCAAUGGAGACCAUAUUUCAGUCUGCUCUUGUUUUUGGGAGACAUGGGGGCGUUGAUGAGCUCAUGGGUGAUAUGGAAAGUGCAGCGGUGUUUUAUUCAAAGGCUGUGCGUCUCUUGGUCUUUCUUCUAGUGGAAGCACCAUCCCUCAUUCUCAACCCGCCAUUCUCUCUGACAAGCUCUGACCGGUAUAGGCUUCAAACUUACAUUGGUAUACUUAAUAAUAGGCAAGGUUAUUCAAGGUCUCAACGGAUGGCUAUUUUGAAGUGCGAGGAGCAACAGUGCCCACCUUAA